AUGGAUCCCGAGCACCAGCCUGUCCCGCGACCUAGAGCUAUCCCUUCUCACCUCAUCAAUGGCCAUUCUCCUCUCCACCCAUCCUAUACGGCCGAGCGCGAACGUGAGGAUAGAGAGCAUACGUAUGAGUCAAUAAAAUCCUCAAUGGGGCCUCCUCGAGAGCCAAUAGAUCUCGCAAACCUAAGCUUGAACAAUCACGACCGAACGGAACGGCCAAACGGAUCACAACAAAACUCGGCGCAGCAGUACGAAGAAGUAGAAGAUGCCGACCUCGACGACCUUGACCUCAAAGUCGCAGCCCGGGACGACCGAGACGAGGCACCUCUGACACCACCCGCAACCGCCCGCUCCAUGUCUCCCUUCACCGCAAAUCCCACGAUCGACUUCGAUGGCCUCUCCUGGCCAUCAGCCGGAACCCUCGCACGCCUCCACGAGCGCGAAAGUCCCGAGGACGCCCAAGCAAGAUUGACCAAGCUCUCUGGCGCUGUGAGAACGAUCCUCGAAUGUAUCGGUGAGGAUCCAGAUCGCGAGGGCCUACAUGGGACGCCGGAGAGGUAUGCAAAGGCUAUGAUGUUCUUCACGAAAGGUUAUGAGGAGAAUCUGAGGGAUAUUGUGAACAAUGCUGUUUUCCAUGAGGACCAUGAUGAGUUGGUCAUUGUGAAGGAUAUUGAGGUUUUCAGUUUGUGUGAGCAUCAUCUUGUGCCUUUUACAGGAAAGAUGCAUAUUGGGUAUAUACCGUCACGAAGAGUAAUUGGAUUGUCGAAGCUUGCGAGGAUCGCAGAGAUGUUCAGCAGACGACUACAGGUCCAGGAGCGCUUGACAAAACAAGUUGCUCUUGCAUUGCUAGAAGUGCUAAAGCCGCAGGGUGUAGGCGUGGUGAUGGAAAGCAGUCAUUUGUGUAUGGUGAUGCGAGGGGUACAGAAGACAGGAGCAACGACUACGACUAGCUGUAUGCUGGGCGCUAUGCGGAAGCGAGCGAAGACACGAGAUGAGUUCUUGACCCUGCUCAAUAGAAGAUGA
Molecule: messenger RNA, 1020 nt
Organism: Recurvomyces mirabilis
Lineage: Eukaryota; Fungi; Ascomycota; Dothideomycetes; Mycosphaerellales; Teratosphaeriaceae
Gene: GCH1
Product: GTP cyclohydrolase 1
Exons: 2
Coding region: 1-1020 (339 amino acids)
Biological process (GO): tetrahydrofolate biosynthetic process; tetrahydrobiopterin biosynthetic process
Cellular component (GO): cytoplasm
Molecular function (GO): GTP binding; zinc ion binding; GTP cyclohydrolase I activity
Source: RefSeq, a predicted model, not a curated record